Messenger RNA from Ostertagia ostertagi, 516 nucleotides. The record is from the annotation of a GenBank genome assembly. Lineage: Eukaryota; Metazoa; Nematoda; Chromadorea; Rhabditida; Trichostrongylidae.
AUGCAACUGAAGCAGAUUCGACUGGAGCUGGCCCGCACGCCCGAGUUUCCCAACGGAAGCGCGGCGCACGGUUACGAGCUUGUGGCGCCACUGGACGCCAAAGGUCAUCUCGACCCGGCGGGAUUUUCGGAUGCCAAGGCGGCCUGCACCGUUCGCCGGUUCUGGGAGGGAGCCGACGACGAACAUGGGGAGGCGGCCGUGACGAAGGAUACCUACGGUUAUCUCGGCGUCGAACCGGGUGUGUUGCGAGAACAGCUCGAGAGGCUGGCGGCGACCCUGGAGACCAUGGUGAACGCCGAGAGCAAGGAGGCGCUGCACAGCGCCGACCAGGCCGCCCGCGGUUUUCUGGCCAAGGCCAGGGCGCUCGCCGAGGAGAUCGACAUCGAUCAUGCGGCGGUGCUGGCGCGCGAUGGACGCAAGGAACUCGAACGGUCGAUCCGCGAACGGCCCUGGACCUCGGUGGCGUGCGCCGCAGCGGCCGGAUUGCUGUUGGGCGUUCUCCUGGUGCGUCGAUGA